AUGGCGACGGCGGGCGCAAAGAAUGCCGCAAAGUCGGCUCUGAACAAGGCCACUCAGCUCAACAAAUACACCGUCCAGCCCGCCGGCAUCUGGAACACCGUCCACAGAUGGCUCGCCAUUGAUCCCGGCCGCUCUUCCGGUAUCCCUCUCAAUCCUCAGUUCCGUAAUCCUCCCCCGGGCGGCAACGACCCCAAAGAAUACGACGACCCCGUCACCGUGCCCGCAGGCGACAUCGCCGAGAACCCUUACUGGAAGCGCGACACGCGGAGAUCAUACCCCAAGCUGUCGGUCGUGACACAGCCAGACGUGGUGGGAUUGUUGACGGUGGGCUCGGCCGCGGCGCCGAGGGAUGAUGUGUUGAAGCUGGGAGACGCGGGCAAGACGCAGCUCGUGGAGGUCAAGGAGGAGGGACAGCGAGGAUUGAGCACAUACUUUCAGAAGAAUACUGGCCUGGCCAAGGGGGUGCUUGGACCGGAUGGACUGCCGCCUUUGCCUACGACGAGGCAUCCUACGGGCAAGAGGUAUCAGUUGAACGAUGAGAAGGAGCAGACUUACGGUGGAGAAUACCCAUGCCGGACGUUCAUAUAG
Messenger RNA from Zasmidium cellare ATCC 36951, 588 nucleotides. RefSeq lists its product as uncharacterized. The transcript has 3 exons. The record is from RefSeq and is a predicted model, not a curated record. The coding region runs from base 1 to 588 and encodes 195 amino acids. NCBI's taxonomy places the organism in Eukaryota, Fungi, Ascomycota, Dothideomycetes, Mycosphaerellales, Mycosphaerellaceae.